This is a messenger RNA of Trypanosoma cruzi, 1422 nucleotides long. RefSeq lists its product as uncharacterized. The transcript has a single exon. The coding region runs from base 1 to 1422 and encodes 473 amino acids. The record is from RefSeq and is a predicted model, not a curated record. NCBI's taxonomy places the organism in Eukaryota, Euglenozoa, Kinetoplastea, Trypanosomatida, Trypanosomatidae.
AUGCUCACUGCAUUUAUUCGACAGACGGCGACGCUUCGCGCUGCUUACUUGCCCCUUGCGGCAGCCUACACAUCGUCAUCAUCAUCGCCAUCCACAUCGAACCCGUCGGCCGUGGUAGCCACUACAGGCAACGCGACUCCCAUAACGGCAACGGGAAUGACGAAUGCAACGGAACGUGUAAGGAGCCUUCCUGGUGCCGUUGUGGGUGGCGGUGUUGGUGCUGGUAACGACACAAUGCCACUAGUGGGCGAUCCGCGUGUGAGCAUUUGGCGGGAUGAGGAGGCCUUGUUGCGAGCGUCGUUGGGGCGGCUGGAGGCAGAGCGGGAAUUGGCGCGGAUGCGUCGACGUUGCGAAGACGAAUUGCAUUCCUUGCGGGAAGGGCUAAAAGUGCGGGAAGGACAAGUAGCACGAAUUGUGCGUCGCGUCAUCACGCGUACUCCCGCAAAAAGUCGACGUGGACGUCAUGCACAUGUCGUGGCUAAUAACAUCAACAGUACGCAUGACACUGCCAUCUCGUGUGUGGAAUCGGGAGGCGAAGAAGUUGUGGCUGCCACGGAUGAGUGUGAAGGGCAUGGGGCGACCGUGAUGACGCAAGAUGAGGCACAUACGGAGGAAAUCUGCAGACCGGCGCAUCCGGGCAGAGCGAACAAGAAGGAAAAGGCCCAUCGCAUCACUCUUGGAAAUGCGGGAGCAUUGGAGGUGGAGGAAUUAGACGGGAAGGGCCGCGUGAAGGAUGGCAACAAUGAGGUCGAGGGGGCAAAUGACGCCGAGCGGUCAGAAGGGUCAAACUCAUUUUCCGGUGAUGACGCAGCGGAUAAUGCGGACGGAGACGGAACCGGAACGACAGUACCAUCCGGGAUGGAGCUGAAAAUGUCGUUGACAGGAACACGACGCGGUGGUCUUGCGGGGGGGACGGUGCAUGUCGGCAGCAACGCCACUGUAACGAGUACCGCGGGGGGAAAGCGUCAGGCCGCCACCGCCAGCACCAACGGGGAGCUCACGAAGGACGCAGUGGGACGGCGUGGAAGGCGGCGGGCAGGAACGACGAAGAAAGGCACUGGCAGCAACAACAACAAAAACAACAGCAGCAGCAGCAGCAGCACCAAGAACAAGAACAAGAAGAGGGAGACGGGACGAAGCCCGGCGAAAAAUAAAAAAGCGGUUGUGAAGACUUUGACAAAGCAGCGCAUCAACUCAAAGGGGCGUACCGUUUCUCACAAUGCGCCUUCCAGCAAGAAGAAGGUGCAGCCUAAGCCGAGAGUGAAGACUGGCCAUCCCACACCGAAAAGGAAGACUUCAUCUUCAAUGAGAAAGCAGCCGAAGAAGCAGGAUCAUAAAAAUAAUAAAAGCAAACAAAGCAGCCUCAACAAAAAGGGUAAUGGUCACACAAAGAAGACAACCAAAACAAGGCAGAGAAAGUAA